This is a messenger RNA of Meloidogyne enterolobii, 1689 nucleotides long. NCBI's taxonomy places the organism in Eukaryota, Metazoa, Nematoda, Chromadorea, Rhabditida, Meloidogynidae. The record is from the annotation of a GenBank genome assembly.
AUGCUCAAAAUUUUUAAAAUAAUACAAAUAAUUAAUCUUUUCUUUGGUCCGGUUGUUGAGGGUGAACUUCGUAAAGACAGACCUUUUAUACCUACAACAACACAAAUCCAGACAACUACAAGUGCAACUACCAGAACAACGAGAAGAAUUCACCAACCAUUAAAUGAAAUAAAUGAAAAGCCUAUUUUAAUUAACCCAAUUAAAAGUUUUCAUUGCUCUCGUGGAAUUCUUUGUCGUUUACCUAUUGAUGAAAAUACAUUUCUUGAUCCCGAAGAUGGACAUACUUCAAAACUUUCUCUUAGUGUUCAUUCAAUUGAAAAUAAUAAUUCUAACAAUUUUUUGGUCGUAAUUCCUGGUCAAAAUAUUUUAGAAGGUGUUCCUGUUACCGGGGAAUUUGGAGAAGCAUCAGCUAAAGAGGAGGAGGAAUUUACUUUUAGAUUGGAAGCUAGAGAUAGCCAAAACGCUGCACAAUCAGCACCAUUUGAAGUUUUUGUUUCUCGUCCGCCACUUGAUGGGCCUAAGCCUAACCAUCGUUACUCAAUGGUUUUGGAUGUUCCUGUAGAAAGAUUUCAUUCAAAGCCAGAAAUGCUUCGUGAUUUUGUCUAUAGAUUGAGUGGAAUUCUUAAACGUUUUCCUCUUCCAUCUGCAUCUUCACCAACAUUUUUGCAAACACCAGAAAGAAUAGAAGCAGCCACAGAAAUUUAUAUUGACCGAAUAACAGAUAAUGGAUCUGACCAAACAUUAUUGCAAUGGUGGGAUGCAACAGUUAGUAGAACACAAUGUGACGAAAAAAGAAUUAAUUCAACUAAAGAACGUAUGGUACAUCAACAUCAUCAUACUGGAGUAGAAAAAGUCCGACAUGAAUUUGCUAAACAAAUGGGUGCUCAAUUUCAUGUUAGGAAGGUCACUCUCGAACUUUUGGGUAAAUGUUUAGCUCAACACAUGCUUGACUCUAUGCGUGUACGUGUUUAUACAACAACACAACGAAAUACUUUAGCUGUAGAGGAAGGAAUUGGAAGUGUUUUUAGUGGUUGGACACAAACAUUAUUAAUCCCUUUAAUUUUGAUUGCAACAAUUUUGUUGUUAAUAACGGUUUUGGUUUUGUUGUGUUGUGCUCAUCAUAGAAGAGGAAAAAAGGGAGCUAGAAUAAAUAGAAGAAAUGAAUAUACAACUAAAGGCCGCCCAGUUGUUUUCCCUGAUGAAGUUCCACAUAGAGAUGAGGGAAGUUCUGCUGAUGGUUCUCUAGCUACAGUAACAACCCCAAUGCUUAUGGAACGUGAACAGCCCCCUCUAGAUCCAAAUAAAAUGACUAUGCAUGAAAAUCCACUUUAUCGUCCACCUCCACAAUUACAAGCACAAUUAACCAGAAAUGGAACUUCUAAUUUAAAUGGAAUAACUAAUGGACAUGCACAAAAACAGCAACAUGAAAUGAGUCCAUUGAAUGGUGGAAGCCCUGGCCGUCAAUAUAUUUCUCAACAACAAAAAAGCCCUCCACCUCCACAGAUGGUCAGUACAUUCAGCCCUCCUGGCGCACUUCGUGCCAUUGACGCCUCUCCAACCCCUCAAAGGGCACAUCCAACACUUCCCUCUACAUUCCAGAGAGAACAUCCACAUCAACAUUCUGUCCGUUUCCAUCAACAUCCAACACCUGUCGGUCAAAGGAUGCCGCCGCCAUAUAUUGCACAUUAA